Messenger RNA from Rubroshorea leprosula, 1916 nucleotides. The record is from the annotation of a GenBank genome assembly. Lineage: Eukaryota; Viridiplantae; Streptophyta; Magnoliopsida; Malvales; Dipterocarpaceae.
UUCUCAGGAUCUCCCUGCAAAACCUAAUUUGAAUUCACAUUUAGCUGCCAUCAAUGCUCGGAUUUCGUGGUUCUGCCGGAAUACUCUCCGACGUCUCUCGUCGGCUUCAUCAGACCGUAUCGUUGCAUGGGAUACAGGUCCGGGGAAUCCGUGUGGGAGGCACAGACAUUCCAGACAACAAGCGUCUGGCAGUUUCUCUUACUAGCAUUUAUGGAAUCGGCCCUGCUAGAGCUCGCCAAAUUCUCAGUGAGCUCAACAUAACCAACAAGCACACUUAUGAAUUAACUGGAAGAGAACUCAACUCUCUACGUGAAUAUGUCUCCUCAGCCUAUGUCCUUGGAGAAGAUUUGAAGCGAUGUGUUAAAGGGGACCUAGAUAGAUUGAUAAAUAUACAGUGCUAUCGAGGGUUCAGGCAUCAGGAUGGGUUACCUUGUAGAGGACAGCGUACUAAAACCAAUGCUCGGACUGUCAAGGAUAGGCCACCUGCUUUUCCAGGAGUGAGGAGAACCCAUCGGAAGUAGGUUUCUGUCUUCUUUCUGGUUGGUGGUGACUACUUUUUUGCUUUUGCAAAUGGGUUCGUUUGUUGUAGUCUGGAGUUGGAUUGAUCCAUGAAUUGAGGCUAAUUCCACCUUACUCCAAAUGUCCAUGAUAUGUUCUUCAAUAAAGUGCUGAUCUUUUUCUCGUAUCAUGUUGCAUUAACUAGAUUGUUAGCUUUCUCUGAAGAUUGAAUCCAACUUCUGAUGAAUGAUGAUGUUUUAUUGGUGGUUUAUUAGCCAUAUCUUCUGUCAUGGUCUCGUUGUAGCUUCAAGAAAGCUUUAGCAUAGAUCAUGCCAGCUUUAUAAAUAUGCACUGGCAAAAUACUGACUUGUAGCGUGAUUGAUUUGAGCUAUACCAGUCUGAUUAUGCAUUCCGCUGUUACAAACUUACAACUGAAAAUACUUCGCUGGCCAGUAGCGAGUACAGAGUACACACCUUAACCUUACCCUCCUGUUUGGCUUCCGAGAAACCUCAGGAAAAUGGCACAAACCCUGGCACUGCCUGUUGCCCCCUCUCUCUCCCUUAUAUGCAACAAAACAAGCUCUCUUUCUCUCUCCAACUCCGUCUCUUUCCCAAUUUCGAUCGCUCCCAAGUAUCGUGGUCUAAGCAUACAAUGUGCUCGUAUUGGAGGAGUGGAAAUUCCAAACAACAAGAGAGUUGAGUUCUCUCUGCAGUAUAUCCAUGGGAUUGGUCGCUCCAGUGCUCGAAAGAUUCUUUGUGAUCUCAACAUGGAGAACAAAAUCACCAAAGACUUAUCUGAGGAAGAGCUCAUUACCAUCCGUGAUGAAGUCUCCAAGUACAUGAUUGAAGGGGAUUUGAGGCGGUUUAAUGCACUUGCUAUAAGGAGAUUGAAGGAGAUUCGAUGCUACAGAGGGAUCCGGCAUGUUCAGGGCUUGCCAUGUAGAGGACAGCGCACAAGGAAUAACUGCCGUACCUUGAAAGGUAAGAGGGUUGCCAUUGCUGGAAAGAAGAAAGCUCCUCGUUGAUUGAAUUGAUUGAAAAAUCAUGAUUUCUAUUUCACAUGAAUCAGUGUGUAGCAUAACUCAAUUACUUUGAGUGUGAAAUUUGAUGUCUGACCUCGAAGCUGCUUUUGUAAUUGGUACUAGAUUUCUUUGUUUCACAGCUUAUCUGAAAUUCUUGGAGAACAUAUAUUACUUAUGAGCAUAUGUUUCUUGUGCAAUGAAAUUGUCAAUGACAUAUUUGUCACAAACUUUAGUUGAACUUCGUUAUUUCGAGAAACUCAGAACUUUGUCCUGUUAGAUUAGGAAAGCUAGCAAGUGUCUACAGGUCCUAACUUACACAUUGCAAAUAUGUUCAUUGGAGCACAAAAUGGUUCUCUGAUUAACUGCGUUGUAGCUCAAUUAAGCUGUAAGGUGGUC